GGUUCCCUAGGCCGGAGGCGGGGCUGAGGCUAAUGGCGGCGUCUGCCAAAUUGGCGGGAGGGGGCGUUGAGGAGAACGCGGCAGAAGAGGAACCACGGGUUCUGGAACCCGGGGCCGCUCCGUUCGGAAAUUUCCCUCAUUAUUCCCGCUUCCACCCUCCAGAGCAAAGGCUUCGCCUCCUGCCCCCGGAGCUGCUUCGAAGGCUCUUCCCUCUCGAGCGUUCCGAGGCAAGGCCGAUCCUGGGGCUCGACGUGGGGUGUAACUCCGGGGAUCUGAGUGUGGCUCUAUACAAACACUUCCUUUCCUCACAUGAUGGGGAGAACUGCUCAGAUGCCUCCGGAGAACUCCGUCUCCUAUGCUGUGACAUAGAUCCAGUCCUGGUGGAGCGAGCCAAAAAAGAAUGUCCUUUUCCCGAUGCCUUGACUUUUAUCACCCUGGACUUCAUGAAUCAAAGGACCCGGAAGGUUCUCUUGAGCUCUUUCUUGAGUCAAUUUGGACGUUCAAUUUUUGACAUUGGCUUCUGCAUGUCAAUAACCAUGUGGAUUCAUCUGAACCAUGGGGACCAUGGUCUGUGGGAGUUCCUCGCCCAUCUUUCCUCCCUCUGCCGCUACCUCCUCGUGGAACCACAGCCCUGGAAGUGUUACCGAGCAGCUGCAAGGCGUCUCCGAAAGCUGGGACUCCAUGACUUUGAUCACUUCCAUUCCCUUGCCAUCCGAGGUGAUAUGGCAAAUCAGAUUGUGCAGAUCUUGACCCAGGACCAUGGCAUGGAAUUAGUAUGCUGCUUUGGCAACACCACUUGGGACCGAAGCCUUCUACUCUUCAGGGCAUCUGAUCCCUGAGUCACUGAUAGAAGAGAAAGAAAGGAACAGAUUAAGAUUCUGGAGGCAGUAAAAUGGAAAGGCAGAAAGAGAUACUGAAGAGAUUUUAAACUGAGUAUUCUGUUCACUGCCCUGGAACAGUGAGACAGCCUCAAAACCUAGCAGAAGAUUUUGGCAAAAUGUCCAAGGCAUGCAACUGAAAGAAACAAUGUCUGUUCCCCAUUAUUUGGGACAAUCCCUGAAGAGAAUGAAUCCAUAGAUCAGUGAGCAAGGGUAUCUGGACAGAGUAUGAUCCUUAGUAGUAGGACGUGGAACAGACUAUUCCUAGGUUUCUGUUUGUGGUACCGGUGAUUAAACCCAGGGCCUGUGCAUGGUAGACAAAUGCUGUAGCACUGAUAUACAUCCCUAACCCUUAAAGGUCAUUAAAAAUUAGACCAGGCUAAGCCAAUCAUGAUUGCUGGCACAAGCAUGUAAUCUCAAUGACUCCAGAGACAGACAGGAGGGUUCCAAGUUCAAGGCCAGCCUCAGCAAGUUAGCGAGAACCUGUCUCAAAAAAAUAAAAAGGGGUCUGGGGAUAUAGCUCAGUUGGUAGAGUGCUUGCCUUGCAAGCACAA
Molecule: messenger RNA, 1432 nt
Organism: Sciurus carolinensis (gray squirrel)
Lineage: Eukaryota; Metazoa; Chordata; Mammalia; Rodentia; Sciuridae
Gene: Bcdin3d
Product: BCDIN3 domain containing RNA methyltransferase
Exons: 2
Coding region: 33-839 (268 amino acids)
Biological process (GO): negative regulation of pre-miRNA processing; miRNA metabolic process
Cellular component (GO): cytoplasm
Molecular function (GO): RNA methyltransferase activity; O-methyltransferase activity
Source: RefSeq, a predicted model, not a curated record